UGAACUUACCAAUAAAAACCAACGAUCUCACACUUGUGAUUGUGCCUUACAACCCUUUCUCUCUCUCUCUCUCUCUCUCUCUCCUCUGCCACUCUCUCCGGCGACACACCGCCAUGGCCACCGCCAAUGCUCCAUUCGCCACCGCUCCCGCAGAAGAAGACUACAUUGACAUGGAACUCACCUCUUCCCCUUCUUCCAAAUCAUUUUGCUAUUCUAUUGGAUCCCCCCCCGCCCCCGCCCCCGCCCCCGCCACCGCAGGCUGCCAGAGAUUUCGAGUUCCAAUUCCAAAUGACAUCAUUUUCCGGCGAAACAGAGGCGGCAACUUCGCCGGCCGACGAUCUGUUCUACAAAGGAAAAUUACUCCCCCUCCAUCUCCCUCCCCGUUUACAAAUGGUUCAAAAGCUUCUUCACAGCCCCAACUCCCAAAACCCAUCAAGAAAAGCCGAAUCUUUCUCAGAAAAUUUCGAGAUUCCUUUCAUCUCCAUGAAAGCUCCACCUCCCGAGUCGUGCAAUGUGUCACCCAGUGAGUCGUGCAGACCGAGUUGUGAGUUGAACCCAGAUGAGUUUUUGUUGGGGUUUAGAGGGGAAAUUAUUAAGGAUUUUGUUAACCCAACAACAACAACAACAAAAUCAUGGUCGAAGAAAGUGAAGCAAUUGAAACAAUCUUCACAAGCUUAUUUCAAAUCGUUAUUUGGGAAAUCUGUUUGUUCUUCUAACAACAGAUCCUCUGUUUUCAAUGAAGAAUCAGAGAACAUUUUUGAUAACAGGGGAAGUUCAGGAAAGUUCAUUAAAGUUUCCAAAAAAAACCCUUUUGGUAGAAUUGAUUAUAACAAAUGGCAGAUUCCAAAUCAAACUUUAGAGAAGGAAAAAGCUGAAGAUUUUUAUGGUGGGAUUUUGAAUAUUAACAAUCAUAGAAGGUCAUUUUCAGGGGCAAUUCAGAGAACUUCUUCUUCUUCUUCUUCUUCAACUAAUAAUAACAACAAAAUUUCUUCUUCUUGUUCAACUUCUUCCUCAGGUUCUUCAUCUUUAUCUUCAUCAUUUUCUUUUAGUUCAAAUGGGUUUUGUGAUCUGCAGUCAUUUAAGAGAAGCAUAAGUUCAAAUUCAGAGAUAGAGAACUCCAUUGAAGGGGCAAUUGCUCACUGUAAACAAUCUCAAAAGAUGAUUGUUAAUUCAAGAAAAAAUGAGACUGAAUCUCAACCACAAACUUGUUCUCUCUCUGUUUCUAAGGUUUUGCCUUGUGGGGAUCAGAAAAGUUCACAACUUUGCAGGAUUUGACGAUGGCUUCAAUAUCACAAUACUCUCUUUUUCUUUCUCUGCUGAGUUUGAUUGUGGAUUUGAAGUAAACCAAGGAAGUUGAAGGAAGAUUUGAAGCUCAACAAUGGAGAUUCCAGCUUAAAGAUGAUGAUGAUGAACAAGAAGAAGAAGAAAAAGAACAUAGAUUUAAGAUUAUAUUAUUGUAACAAGGUUGUUCUAAAUCAUUCAGUAUGCUAUUAUUAUUAUUAUUAUUAUUUUGUUAUGUUCUAUCUUUAUGUACAAAAUUGUAUAGUUGUUUGAGUUCAAUCAAACAGCUCCCUAUUUCAUUACUUUUUGAGUU
This is a messenger RNA of Cucumis melo (muskmelon), 1594 nucleotides long. RefSeq names its product probable membrane-associated kinase regulator 4. The record is from RefSeq and is a predicted model, not a curated record. The transcript has a single exon. NCBI's taxonomy places the organism in Eukaryota, Viridiplantae, Streptophyta, Magnoliopsida, Cucurbitales, Cucurbitaceae. Bases 127 to 1275 code for a protein of 382 amino acids. Gene Ontology annotation, cellular component: plasma membrane. Gene Ontology annotation, molecular function: kinase inhibitor activity.